AGGUGUUGGAGAGAAAACUUCUGAAAGGAACAGGAAACCUGCUGGGGAGACGGCGGCUGCGGCUUCUCAGGGCGCCCGGGCUGCGGUCGUGGCGGGGUGUCCAUAGCUGCAGCUUCGCUCCUGCCCAGCUUGCCCGGCGCGGGAGCUGGGCUGAGCCGCGACACACAGUCUCUGGCUGUGCCCUCCGCCGCCGCGCUGGGCCGCGGCGGUCCUGCGCUCCGUUCCGCCUGUGCCGCGGCAGCUCCCUGGAGAGAGCGCGGCGAGGGCGCAGGGAAGAGGAGGGACGUGCGCUCUGGAUCAUGAAGCAGCAUGUCUGAUAAAAUGUCUAGCUUCCUCUACAUAGGGGACAUCGUGUCCCUGUACGCGGAGGGCUCCGUCAACGGCUUCAUCAGCACCUUAGGGUUAGUGGAUGACAGAUGCGUGGUGCACCCAGAGGCCGGGGACCUUGCCAACCCUCCCAAGAAGUUCAGAGACUGCCUUUUCAAGGUGUGCCCUAUGAACCGAUAUUCUGCCCAGAAGCAAUAUUGGAAAGCCAAGCAAGCCAAACAAGGGAACCACACAGAGGCAGCCUUGCUGAAGAAACUACAGCAUGCUGCAGAACUAGAACAAAAACAAAAUGAAUCAGAGAAUAAGAAACUGUUGGGAGAAAUUGUGAAAUACAGUAAUGUUAUACAACUACUGCAUAUAAAAAGCAACAAAUAUCUGACUGUCAACAAGAGAUUACCCGCUUUACUGGAGAAGAAUGCCAUGCGUGUGUCCUUGGAUGCUGCAGGAAAUGAAGGGUCUUGGUUUUAUAUUCAUCCCUUCUGGAAGCUGAGAAGUGAGGGUGACAAUAUUGUUGUAGGAGAUAAAGUUGUUUUGAUGCCCGUGAAUGCAGGACAGCCACUGCACGCCAGCAACAUAGAACUUCUUGACAACCCAGGGUGUAAAGAGGUGAAUGCUGUUAAUUGCAACACUAGCUGGAAAAUCACUUUAUUCAUGAAAUACAGUUCAUACCGAGAGGAUGUAUUAAAAGGAGGUGACGUUGUUAGAUUGUUUCAUGCGGAACAAGAGAAGUUUCUGACUUGCGACGAAUACGAGAAAAAACAGCACAUUUUCCUUCGAACAACCUUGCGCCAAUCAGCAACUUCUGCCACUAGUUCUAAAGCACUCUGGGAAGUAGAGGUGGUUCAUCAUGACCCAUGCCGUGGGGGUGCAGGACAGUGGAACAGCUUGUUCAGAUUUAAACAUCUUGCAACUGGAAACUAUUUAGCUGCAGAGCUUAAUCCUGAUUAUCGAGAUGCCCAAAAUGAAGGAAAAAAUGUGAGAGAUGGAGACCUUCCAACUUCAAAGAAAAAACGCCAGGCCGGGGAGAAGAUCAUGUACACUUUGGUCUCUGUCCCACAUGGAAAUGACAUCGCGUCCCUUUUUGAGCUGGAUGCCACAACUCUUCAGAGAGCCGACUGUCUGGUUCCAAGGAACUCUUAUGUUCGGUUAAGGCAUUUAUGCACCAACACAUGGGUAACCAGUACUAGUAUCCCCAUAGACACCGAUGAAGAGAGGCCUGUUAUGUUGAAGAUUGGAACCUGCCAAACAAAGGAAGAUAAAGAAGCAUUUGCCAUUGUGUCUGUCCCUCUGUCUGAGGUCCGAGACUUAGACUUUGCCAAUGAUGCAAAUAAAGUGCUGGCGACCACAGUCAAAAAGCUGGAAAAUGGCACAAUAACUCAGAAUGAAAGGAGAUUUGUAACCAAGUUAUUGGAAGACCUCAUCUUCUUUGUUGCUGAUGUGCCUAAUAACGGACAAGAAGUUCUGGAUGUGGUUGUCACUAAGCCAAACCGAGAACGUCAAAAAUUAAUGAGAGAACAAAACAUAUUGGCACAGGUAUUUGGGAUUCUCAAAGCACCCUUUAAGGAGAAAGCAGGAGAAGGCUCAAUGCUGAGACUUGAAGAUCUGGGGGACCAAAGAUAUGCUCCCUACAAGUACAUGCUGCGGCUCUGCUACCGCGUACUGAGACAUUCUCAGCAGGACUACCGGAAAAAUCAGGAAUAUAUUGCUAAGAAUUUCUGUGUCAUGCAGUCCCAGAUUGGCUAUGAUAUUUUGGCAGAAGAUACUAUCACAGCUUUGUUGCACAACAACAGAAAACUACUAGAGAAACAUAUCACAGCAAAAGAAAUAGAAACAUUUGUCAGUUUACUCAGGAGAAAUCGGGAGCCAAGAUUUUUGGAUUAUUUGUCUGAUCUGUGUGUGUCUAAUACCACUGCUAUUCCUGUAACUCAGGAACUCAUCUGUAAAUUUAUGUUGAGUCCAGGCAAUGCGGACAUUCUCAUUCAAACUAAGGUGGUCUCAAUGCAAGUAGACAAUCCCAUGGAGAGCUCCAUGCUUCCAGACGACAUUGAUGAUGAAGAAGUUUGGCUCUAUUGGAUUGACAGCAACAAGGAACCUCAUGGCAAAGCUAUUAGGCACCUUGCUCAAGAGGCAAAAGAAGGCACCAAGGCCGAUUUAGAAGUUCUUACCUAUUACAGGUACCAGCUAAACCUCUUUGCACGGAUGUGCCUGGAUCGCCAAUAUCUGGCCAUAAACCAGAUCUCUACCCAGCUCUCUGUAGAUCUGAUCCUGCGGUGCGUGUCGGACGAGAGCCUGCCCUUUGACCUCCGAGCAUCCUUUUGUCGCCUCAUGCUCCACAUGCAUGUUGACCGGGAUCCCCAGGAGUCUGUGGUGCCCGUUCGCUAUGCCAGGCUCUGGACAGAAAUCCCCACAAAGAUCACGAUUCAUGAAUAUGAUUCUAUAACAGACUCUUCUAGAAAUGAUAUGAAAAGGAAAUUUGCACUGACAAUGGAAUUUGUUGAAGAAUACUUGAAAGAAGUUGUAAACCAGCCCUUUCCUUUUGGGGAUAAAGAAAAAAACAAACUGACAUUUGAGGUGGUCCACUUGGCUCGGAAUCUUAUAUACUUUGGAUUUUAUAGUUUCAGUGAGUUAUUAAGGCUAACAAGAACACUUCUGGCUAUCCUAGACAUUGUACAGGCCCCCAUGUCAUCAUAUUUUGAGAGAUUAAGCAAAUUUCAAGAUGGAGGGAACAAUGUCAUGAGGACCAUCCACGGGGUGGGUGAGAUGAUGACCCAGAUGGUGCUCAGUAGAGGCUCCAUCUUCCCCAUGAGCGUGCCGGACGUACAGCCCAGCAUCCUCCCAAGCAAGCAAGGCAGCCCCGCUGAGCACGAGGAUGUGACCGUGAUGGACACUAAGCUGAAGAUUAUUGAGAUUUUGCAGUUUAUCCUGAGUGUCAGACUAGAUUAUAGGAUCUCAUAUAUGCUGUCAAUAUAUAAGAAGGAGUUUGGCGAGGACAGUGAAAAUACUGAGACGUCUGCCAACGGCUCUCCAGAUACUUUACUACCAUCAGCUAUUGUUCCUGAUAUAGAUGAAAUUGCAGCACAGGCAGAAACUAUGUUUGCUGGAAGAAAGGAAAAAAACCCAGUUCAACUUGACGAUGAAGGCGGCAGGACGUUUUUGCGGGUCCUCAUUCAUCUGAUCAUGCACGACUACCCCCCUUUGCUCUCGGGAGCCCUGCAGCUACUGUUCAAGCACUUCAGCCAGAGAGCGGAAGUUUUACAGGCAUUUAAGCAGGUGCAAUUACUGGUGUCCAAUCAAGACGUAGAUAACUAUAAGCAGAUCAAGGCAGAUCUAGACCAGCUCCGACUGACUGUAGAAAAGUCUGAGUUAUGGGUCGAGAAGAGCAGCAGCUAUGAGAAUGGAGAAAUGGGUGAAAAUCAAGUAAAAGGCGGUGAAGAGCCAAUUGAGGAGUCAGGACUAACUUUAUCACCAGUUUUUGAAGGAAAUAGAAAACCUCAGAUCGACAGCAAUAAGAGCAACAACUACCGUAUUGUAAAGGAGAUUUUGAUUAGGCUAAGUAAACUUUGUGUGCAGAAUAAAAAGUGUCGGAAUCAACAUCAACGAUUACUGAAAAAUAUGGGGGCUCAUUCGGUGGUGUUGGAUCUUCUGCAGAUACCCUAUGAAAAGAAUGAUGAAAAGAUGAAUGAAGUAAUGAAUCUAGCCCAUACGUUCCUGCAGAAUUUCUGUCGAGGAAAUCCACAGAAUCAAGUUCUUCUUCAUAAACAUCUGAAUUUGUUUUUAACUCCAGGUCUCCUUGAAGCAGAAACCAUGCGACACAUCUUCAUGAACAAUUACCAUCUGUGCAAUGAAAUUAGUGAGAGAGUUGUGCAGCAUUUUGUGCACUGUAUCGAGACACAUGGCCGCCACGUGGAGUACCUGAGGUUUUUGCAAACGAUUGUCAAAGCAGAUGGCAAAUAUGUGAAGAAAUGCCAGGAUAUGGUAAUGACAGAGUUGAUUAAUGGGGGUGAAGAUGUGCUGAUAUUUUACAAUGAUAGAGCAUCAUUUCCAAUCCUUCUCCAUAUGAUGUGUUCAGAGAGAGACCGAGGGGAUGAGAGUGGCCCCUUGGCUUACCACAUCACCCUGGUGGAGUUGCUGGCAGCAUGCACAGAGGGGAAAAAUGUCUAUACUGAAAUCAAGUGUAAUUCCCUUUUGCCCCUGGACGACAUAGUGAGGGUGGUGACCCACGAUGACUGCAUCCCUGAGGUUAAAAUUGCUUAUGUGAACUUUGUUAAUCAUUGUUACGUUGACACGGAAGUGGAGAUGAAAGAAAUCUAUACAAGUAAUCACAUAUGGAAAUUAUUUGAGAACUUCUUGGUGGAUAUGGCAAGGGUUUGCAACACAACUACAGACAGGAAACACGCCGACAUCUUCUUAGAGAAGUGUGUCACUGAGUCGAUAAUGAACAUUGUGAGCGGCUUCUUUAAUUCUCCUUUCUCAGACAACAGUACCAGCCUCCAGACACAUCAGCCAGUUUUUAUUCAGCUGCUGCAAUCUGCCUUCAGGAUUUACAAUUGCACCUGGCCAAACCCGGCACAGAAAGCCUCGGUGGAAUCUUGUAUCAGAACUUUGGCUGAAGUGGCAAAAAAUCGUGGAAUUGCCAUUCCAGUGGAUCUGGACAGCCAAGUUAAUACUCUUUUCAUGAAGAGCCAUUCAAAUAUGGUGCAGAGAGCAGCCAUGGGUUGGAGAUUAUCAGCUCGCUCUGGACCACGCUUUAAAGAAGCACUUGGAGGCCCUGCUUGGGAUUAUAGAAAUAUUAUUGAAAAGUUACAGGAUGUAGUGGCCUCCUUGGAACAACAGUUCAGCCCAAUGAUGCAGGCUGAGUUCUCCGUAUUGGUUGAUGUCUUAUACAGUCCAGAACUGCUGUUCCCUGAGGGAAGUGAUGCAAGAAUAAGAUGUGGCGCUUUCAUGUCGAAGUUGAUUAAUCAUACAAAGAAACUAAUGGAGAAAGAAGAAAAACUGUGCAUUAAAAUUCUUCAGACAUUACGAGAAAUGCUGGAGAAGAAAGACAGCUUCAUGGAAGAGGGUAAUACAUUAAGAAAAAUACUCCUGAAUCGAUAUUUUAAAGGUGAUUAUGGAGUUGGUAUGAAUGGACACCUGUCAGGAACCUACUCCAAAACUGCACAAGUGGGAGGAAGUUUUUCUGGACAAGAUUCAGAUAAGAUGGGGAUAUCAAUGUCAGAUAUUCAGUGUCUGCUGGACAAAGAAGGUGCAUCAGAACUUGUCAUCGAUGUCAUAGUGAACACCAAAAAUGACAGAAUUUUUUCUGAAGGCAUUUUCCUCGGCAUUGCCUUGCUUGAAGGAGGAAACACACAAACGCAGUAUUCUUUCUACCAGCAGUUACAUGAACAAAAAAAGUCAGAAAAAUUCUUCAAAGUUCUCUAUGAUCGAAUGAAGGCUGCUCAGAAAGAGAUAAGAUCAACAGUGACAGUUAAUACCAUAGAUUUAGGUAGCAAAAAAAGGGACGAUGACAGUGAAUUGAUGACAUCUGGUCCACGAAUGAGAGUAAGAGAUUCAUCAUUACAUUUAAAAGAGGGAAUGAAAGGGCAAUUAACAGAAGCUUCUUCGGCAACAUCCAAAGCAUAUUGUGUAUACAGAAGAGAAAUGGAUCCGGAAAUAGACAUUAUGUGCACAGGACCAGAAGCGGGAAAUGCUGAGGACAAGUCUGCGGAGGAGGUGACAAUGAGUCCUGCAAUUGCCAUCAUGCAGCCAAUACUGAGAUUCCUUCAGCUGCUGUGUGAGAAUCACAACCGCGAACUGCAGAACUUCUUGAGGAAUCAAAACAACAAAACAAAUUACAACCUCGUCUGUGAGACCCUUCAGUUUUUGGACUGCAUUUGUGGAAGUACCACUGGCGGCUUGGGCCUGCUGGGUCUCUACAUCAAUGAGAAGAACGUGGCUCUGGUCAACCAAACCCUGGAGAGCUUGACUGAGUAUUGCCAGGGCCCGUGCCAUGAAAAUCAGACCUGUAUUGCUACUCAUGAAUCUAAUGGGAUUGAUAUCAUCAUUGCUUUGAUUCUAAAUGACAUAAACCCUCUUGGUAAAUACAGAAUGGACCUGGUGCUCCAACUAAAGAACAACGCCUCCAAGCUUUUGCUGGCCAUUAUGGAAAGCAGACAUGACAGCGAGAAUGCAGAAAGAAUUCUUUUUAACAUGAGACCCAGGGAACUGGUGGAUGUGAUGAAGAAUGCCUACAACCAAGGAUUGGAAUGUGAUCAUGGGGAUGAUGAGGGUGGAGAUGAUGGUGUUUCUCCAAAAGAUGUUGGACACAAUAUCUAUAUUCUGGCCCAUCAGUUGGCGCGCCACAACAAACUGUUGCAGCAGAUGCUCAAACCAGGAUCGGAUCCAGACGAAGGAGAUGAAGCCUUAAAGUAUUAUGCCAACCACACUGCACAGAUUGAGAUUGUUCGACAUGAUAGGACUAUGGAGCAAAUAGUUUUUCCUGUUCCCAACAUAUGUGAAUAUCUCACUCGAGAAUCCAAGUGCCGUGUGUUCAAUACAACUGAAAGGGAUGAGCAAGGGAGUAAAGUGAAUGACUUUUUCCAGCAAACAGAAGAUCUCUACAAUGAAAUGAAGUGGCAGAAGAAAAUCAGGAAUAACCCUGCCCUGUUCUGGUUCUCAAGGCACAUUUCUCUUUGGGGGAGCAUCUCCUUCAACCUGGCUGUGUUCAUCAAUUUAGCUGUUGCUCUUUUCUACCCAUUUGGGGAUGAUGGAGAUGAAGGUACACUUUCUCCAUUGUUCUCGGUUCUUCUUUGGAUAGCAGUUGCGAUCUGCACAUCUAUGUUGUUUUUCUUCUCCAAGCCUGUGGGUAUUCGGCCAUUUCUUGUAUCAGUAAUGCUCAGAUCGAUAUAUACAAUAGGUCUUGGGCCUACAUUAAUACUUCUUGGUGCAGCUAAUCUUUGUAAUAAAAUAGUAUUUCUGGUGAGUUUUGUUGGAAAUCGUGGCACGUUCACCCGAGGGUACCGGGCUGUCAUCCUGGAUGUGGCCUUUCUCUACCAUGUAGCGUAUGUCCUGGUUUGCAUGCUGGGCCUCUUUGUCCAUGAAUUCUUCUAUAGCUUCCUGCUUUUUGAUUUGGUGUACAGAGAGGAGACUCUGGUCAAUGUCAUAAAAAGUGUCACACGGAAUGGCCGCUCUAUUAUUCUAACUGCAGUCCUGGCUCUCAUUCUCGUCUACCUGUUUUCCAUUAUUGGAUUCCUUUUUCUGAAGGAUGACUUCACUAUGGAAGUGGAUAGGCUGAAAAACCGAACUCCUGUCACAGGCAGUCAUCAGGUGCCUACCUUAACUACCAUUAUGGGAACAUGCACGAAGGAGAACUGCUCACCCACGAUACCGGCUUCGAAUACAGCUGAGGAAGAGUAUGAAGAUGGGAUUGAAAGGACAUGUGACACUCUGCUCAUGUGCAUCGUCACCGUGCUGAACCAGGGGCUCAGGAACGGCGGCGGUGUCGGGGAUGUGCUGAGAAGGCCAUCGAAGGAUGAGCCCUUGUUUGCUGCCAGAGUGGUUUAUGAUCUUCUUUUUUAUUUCAUUGUUAUCAUUAUCGUUCUUAACUUGAUUUUUGGUGUUAUCAUCGAUACCUUUGCUGACCUCAGAAGUGAAAAGCAGAAAAAAGAAGAAAUUCUAAAGACAACCUGUUUCAUUUGUGGACUUGAGAGGGACAAGUUUGACAAUAAAACUGUUUCCUUUGAGGAGCACAUUAAGUCGGAACACAAUAUGUGGCAUUAUUUGUACUUCAUAGUCCUGGUGAAAGUUAAAGACCCAACAGAAUACACCGGACCUGAGAGUUAUGUGGCUCAAAUGAUUGUGGAGAAGAAUCUGGACUGGUUUCCUCGGAUGCGAGCCAUGUCCCUUGUUAGCAAUGAAGGUGACAGUGAGCAAAAUGAAAUUCGGAACCUUCAGGAGAAGUUGGAAUCGACCAUGAGUCUGGUCAAACAGCUGUCGGGGCAGCUGGCGGAGCUCAAGGAGCAGAUGACAGAACAAAGGAAGAAUAAGCAGAGACUGGGCUUCCUCGGAUCAAACACACCCCAUGUGAAUCAUCACAUGCCACCGCACUGAUACCAUGGGGGGAAGCCGUGACUAGCCUUUCAUCAGUGUCCUGCCUGAGCACUGAAUAAAGAGCUGAGAGGGAGGGGAUGAACAGUGCCUAUUGUUGAGAAGUUAAAAACAACCCAGUGCCAAGAUGUGGAGUGGGUUAGCUCCAAGGACAAUUUAUAACUGUGUUUUCAUGGUUGAGAAGGCCCAGCCUAAAGUGCAGCUACUAGAAAGCUCACAUCACACUCUCCAUGCAUGGGGGGAAGGAAUUUGCUCACGGGGCUGGAGAAGGCAGGGAGGAGCAGGGUGGAAGGGGACACAGGGCAGAGAGGACUGUCUCUGUAAAAUCGGUAGGAGUCAGUUUUGUCUUAAUUGCUGACUCCAACCCCUGUUAUGGUUGGUUGGAAUUUCUUUUAACUGUGGCAUAUAGGUCCGUGAUCUAGGAAGGCAUACUUUGGUGGCUUUCUUAAGGAAAAUAACUGAAAAGAUUAAAAAAGAGUUGAAAAGAAAAACGUUAAUGCUUCCAAACCGUAGCUGUCACAGGGCAAUUUUCUUGUUUAUAACAUGAAACACAAUGGAUUUACAGCUCUAGGAACUUAGUACUUUGGAGCUUAUCCCUCUCAUGCUGACAACAUAACUGGAACGCGAUUGCUUUCUCCGGGAUUCGGAUGGGCUCUGUCAACGUGGAGCACAAAAGGAGAUUUUCAUGUAAAGUGUUAAAAACAUGUUUUAAGUCAUGAAUAGGCUAAGAUUUUAAAAGAUUUGGGGAAUAAAAAGCCAACAGUAAGUCCCAGGAAAGACUUUUUUUGUGAACGUUUGUAUGCUAGUAAAAUGCAUUGAGAUUUAUAAAUGAAAAUGCUUAAAGGUGACAGAAAAUACUGAGAAACUUAUGAUGGUGGCAUUGCCUUUUAUAAACAUGGAGUAAAAACUAUUGGUUUCAUGUUUGCUGUGCUUAAAGAACUGCUUAAGGAACCAAGUGUUUUUAUUUAUCCUAUUCCUGCAGUUAGG
Messenger RNA from Propithecus coquereli (Coquerel's sifaka), 9396 nucleotides. RefSeq names its product inositol 1,4,5-trisphosphate receptor, type 2 (gene ITPR2). The coding region runs from base 310 to 8412 and encodes 2700 amino acids. Gene Ontology annotation, molecular function: inositol 1,4,5 trisphosphate binding; inositol 1,4,5-trisphosphate-gated calcium channel activity. NCBI's taxonomy places the organism in Eukaryota, Metazoa, Chordata, Mammalia, Primates, Indriidae. The transcript has 59 exons. Gene Ontology annotation, biological process: calcium ion transmembrane transport. Gene Ontology annotation, cellular component: endoplasmic reticulum; membrane. The record is from RefSeq and is a predicted model, not a curated record.